UCGCAGAAACUUGCGACGAUGCCGACGUCUCUACCAAACGACGUCAUCUCCGAGAUACUCUCCUGGUUGCCGGUGAAGUCGGCAUGCCGAUUCCGAUGCGUGUCCAGGGGGUGGCGCACGCUCCUAUCCGACCCCGCGUUCAUGGCAGCGCACCAAGCCCGCAACGAUCCGCAUCUCCUCCUCGUCUCCAACUCUUUCCAUGGUCUAGCCGGCGAAGGACUCAGCGACCUGCGGCUGGUGGACAUGGACGGCCGCAUCCUGAGGGUGGUCCAGGCCGCAGGUGACCUAUGGACCAUCUUCUCUGGCCCCGACGGCCCUGUGUGUGCCACCCGCCAUUAUGAAGUCCUCAACCUGAUCGAUCUGACGACAGGUAUUGUGCUGAGGACUUCCACGGAGCUGGACUAUGGAGACUAUACCUUUGGCAUCGGCUAUGCCGCUCGGUCAGGCAUGUACAAGGUGGUCCGUAUCACGAAUAGUAGUACACAUGGUCAGCAGCAAACUUGCACGGUUCUCACAUUAUUAGAAGGCGCUGAAGCCAGAAUAUGGAGGAAGGUCCAAUCACCCCCAACUACAGCCGACGGCCGUUGUCACCAGAAUUGUGUGGCGACGAUAGAUGAUGACGUCUACUUCCUUUAUGGCUCGGCGAACGAGGUACUCUGCUUUGACCUUGAGAGCGAGGAGUGGAAGGGGACAAUCAAAGGCCCAGCUAGAUCAGGUGGUGAGUUACCACAGAAGUUUCGUAUGGUUGAGCUCGAUGGCGCCCUUUGCAUUGUUCACUUGGUGGGGCGCCAGACUAGCCGUCGUCACACAACUAUAUGGCUCAUGUCUAAUUUCGCUGGGGGCACCUGGGUCAAGAUGUACAUGAUCCCGAUGCCUCCGUCCAUGGAUUUCGUGAGGCCUUUGAGGAUGAUGCGUCGUGAUGGGAAGCUAUUGUUCUAUUGCUUCCAUUAUGGUACGGGAACUCCAUCGCUACAACUCUAUGAUCCGUUCAAUGGGACAUGCACACACUUGGCGAAGCAUCCACGUAACCUCUUGGGUGAUGUUGGUGUUUGGGGCUUGCACUUGAAGUGCUUUGUCUCAGGCAAGAUCUCGCCGGUGGGUACACCAGAUGAAUCCUUGAUCUCUUUUAUAAAGGAUCUUUUUGACAAGCCAAAACCACAUGAAUCCUUGAUCUCUUUUAUAAAGGAUUUUUUUGACUAGCCAAACAAUGUGAUCUGAUGUAACCUUAAACCGAAUCUCUUGUGUGGCCUUGUAAGCUACUAUGUUUUUUGUUGGAGGCGUUGAGGAACAUGAAGACACGAAGAGCAGAGCUUGGAAUGACAAUUAUGUAAGAAUUUUUAAUGUAGCUUUAUUUAUUUUCAAGGAACCGACAGAAACACUGACUUUAUGUUCAUAUGAAAGGGAGAUUUUAUGAAAACGCUAAAUUUAGCUCGGGCUCCAAGGAGACAACAUUUCGAACAACUAUAUAUAUCAUCCUAGACUGUAUAUUAAUCCAACCGUUCUAAGAACACAACAAAGUUGGGUGUGGCCGGUGACAAGGCUGAGAUUAGGGACACCAAAUGCACUGGCGCGAGGUGUGAGGGGAAGGAGAGGUUGGGAUCGAAUCUUUCAUGGUGAUGAGCGGCGACAUUAUCCAGGGAUGAUACAUAUUUUCCCAUGGCAUAAAUGGGCUUUGAAUUAACUCAA
Messenger RNA from Triticum aestivum (bread wheat), 1686 nucleotides. Its product is annotated as F-box/kelch-repeat protein At3g23880-like. The record is from RefSeq and is a predicted model, not a curated record. NCBI's taxonomy places the organism in Eukaryota, Viridiplantae, Streptophyta, Magnoliopsida, Poales, Poaceae. Gene Ontology annotation, molecular function: protein binding. The transcript has a single exon. Bases 19 to 1200 code for a protein of 393 amino acids.